Molecule: messenger RNA, 9682 nt
Organism: Drosophila albomicans
Lineage: Eukaryota; Metazoa; Arthropoda; Insecta; Diptera; Drosophilidae
Gene: Cda5
Product: mucin-5AC
Exons: 15
Coding region: 101-8476 (2791 amino acids)
Biological process (GO): carbohydrate metabolic process
Cellular component (GO): extracellular region
Molecular function (GO): chitin binding; hydrolase activity, acting on carbon-nitrogen (but not peptide) bonds
Source: RefSeq, a predicted model, not a curated record
CUUGUUGGGCACAGUCGUGUUGCUUAGCUGUUUCGAUUAGGACGUGUUGUUCGCUUGAGCUCACGUUACAGUUACAGUGACGCGCAAUAACAAGAGCAACAUGGAGUUUUCAACACAGCGUCAAAGCUUAUACUGGCUUCUGGGAUUAUGUCUUUUCUUAUUCAAAACAGAAUGUAUUGAUGCUCAAAGCAAACGCGCUUCACGCCUAACCAAUUCACGCAGCUUUGGAACCAAUGUUAAGCCAACCAGCACAAAUGGUAUUAACUUUGAUUGUCCCGAAGAAUUCGGAUACUACCCGCACCCAACUGACUGCACACAAUAUUAUGUCUGUGUAUUCGGUGGCGCACUCCUGGAAAGCUGCACUGGGGGUCUUAUGUAUUCACAUGAGCUGCAGACCUGCGACUGGCCCCGAAACGUGGGUUGUGAAUUAGUGGAUAGUGGGACGUCAGCGAGCUCGACAGAUGUUGGUAGCGCCCCACGUAACAAAGUACAGCAGCAGCAACAUCAACAACACGUUCCUAGCCGCAUUCGUUUUGGAGCCGCAUUUACUAGCCCAGGCUCGACCCAAAAGGCAGCCACAGUGCCACCACAAUAUCAUCGCUCGCCGCCACAGAUAAUUCAGGCCCAAGUUCAGCAUAUACCACCGCCACCAGAAUUGCGUGUGCCGCCAAAUCCUAUAGUCACGUCUCGUGGGCAACCGAAGACGCUUUUGGAGUCUCAAGAAGAAAUAGCCAAGCUCUACACCGAGGCAGAGGAAUCACUACCACCCGUUGAGGAGGAGGAAAGCGAUCGACAACAGCGUGUUUAUCGUGGCCAACCGAGUACUGUUAGCCAAGUUCAACGGGAUCGCGACGGAAUAAUACACCAGGCCAGCAUAAAUGCCAUACCAAAUCAUGGGAAAAUUGGGUCAUAUACUUUUGGCUCUGCUUACAGCGAAAGCUUGAACAACGACAUAACAAUUGAACCUGAACUGCCACAUAAUCGACUUGAUCUAGACAGGAGACGCAAACGACGCAGUGUUAUUGGACUAGCGAUAACUACGCCAGCGGAAAUCCAAAACGAUUCAAAUAUUUCUAGUGAGGUUAUGGAGUCAGACAGCAGCACUAACACUAAUUUGGGCAGUGACUCAAAUAACUCUCAAGAACAUUUCGAUGAGGCUGCCCCAACUAUAAAUCACGUACAAAAAUUUUCAUCGAAAUAUAGUAUAAAAAAAUAUGAUUACAACCAAAAAGAAAUUGAGUUCGGUGACGAAGACGAAGACGCAGACUCUGAUUAUGAACAAUUAAAUGAUGAUAGGAAUGAUACUGACAUUGCAGAAUCAAAGCGACGACCUCGUCAGUUAAGACCUUUUUCGCAUGCUUCUCUAAAAUGGCCAACGAAUAACUAUCGAUCCAUUGACUCCCCAUCUGCGCAUCAAUUGAAUACACAGAAAAAUGGUUAUACAUUUGGUCACUACAAUCCGUACCUUACUCCGCCCAAUCAACAAACGUCUCCCAACCACAAUUAUAACGAAUUAAGCCAGAACCUUGGCUAUAAGGCUUACCCACAGCAGCAGCAUCAGCAUCAGCAACAACAACAACAACAUCAGCAGCAAGCCCCGAACUACCCAUACGCUCAAAAGCCAACAUUAGUGUAUACAGGCUAUAACUUGUCAUUGCCACCGCCUCCGAUAGAAGAUGACUUUCGACCCAUUCCUGGCAACUACUAUGGUGCAGCUAGCUCAACUAGUUCGAGACCAUCAGUAGGUUAUCAGGAGCAAUCGCAAAAUAGCGAUUUGCUGCCCUACCUAAUACAACAGCUGAAAGAACUAAAAGAACGUCGUAAGCAAAUUCAAACUGAAAAUUUUGCCUACUUUCACUUGGACAACCAACCUAUAGCCCCUACUCAGUUAGCAGUGCACACAACGACUCCACGAACAUCUAUAGAGUAUUAUUCCACAUCUAAACCACCGCAACAAGUAACUCCGAUAGGUCACUAUGCCCAGUACAGUACAAUGGGUGGAUUUUAUAACAACAACAACAACAAUAAUAAAGCAGAGCAGGCACCAAACCAUUCAAGCUAUCCGGUCAAACUUAUAUCUCAGUAUAGCAUUGGCCAAGGCCAAGAGCUGCAAAGUACUACAGAAAGCAAUUAUUUUCAGUAUAAUAUAAUUGCAAAUCAAAAGAUGAAAGGUGUUUACAAUACGGCCAAGCUGAAUCAAAUAGAGCAUGCUGCGGUCAAGGUGCGACCACCAGUCACCCCACUGCAAGUCACUCCAAACUUUAACAUUGUUUCAGCGCCCGAUUUGUCUAACAACAAGCAGGUUAAUCUCCAUCCAAUACCGUUUCGGAACAUCUCAAAUCUUCCAGUGGGUAUCACUUAUGCGUCCAAUACAACUUUACCUGAGUCAUAUCAGACGUUUACGAAAUCAAUGAGUUCUACUGCGCUUCCGAAACUAGAGUCACCAAUAUCGUUGGCAACACCGAAGCCACACUUGACAAAUUUUCAAUUUAACAUUAAUGAAUUUAUGGCAAACCUAAAAGCAAGUGAUCUAGCCAGUUUAAGUCCGGCAGUAAAUCCAUUAAUCAAAUACUUUAAACAGGUAAGCAAUGAUGGAAGUGGCAAUGUGCGUAAUGCUUUGAUUCUUCGUCGGCCCGUAACCAGUACGGCAUCAGUCACAACUACCCGAUCCCCUCAGAAAACCAGACCAAUCGUGGCCAGUGAGCCAGUACUCGCAACCACUUUAGCAACGACCCGCAUUGUUAAAGGAUAUGAAAGCUUCGACAACAGCAUAAGAAUGCAUAAAUCAAAGGAAAAUGUAACAUCAACUACUCCCUUGCCCCGACUCAAAAAUAGUGGCUCUAGAACAACUACUACGGACACACCUGUUGAGUUUUAUGACGAGGACUAUGAUGAUGGAGUUGAUGAGGACAUACUGCCACCAUCACAAAUGCCUCCUUAUAUGCCCAUGUCCGAGACGAUGGCUCCACCCCGCCCGCAAGUGACUACUGAUAGAACGACUACUUCCAUGCCAGAAAAACAACAGCUUCAGACAGGAUUCAUGCAAGCAACAACAACUCGUCGACCUUUUCCUCAUUUUGCACAACACAACCAGCCUAUUCCAGGUGCUGGAGUUCCAGCUUUCAUCAGUUUUCCAAGCGACAUAUUCCAAGAACUGAAGCAACGACUACCCCAAUUGCAAGGGAAACCCUCAUCUGCCAACCAAAAUAUCCGUGUCCAUUUGACUAGCACUACCACAACAACAACGACAACAACACCUGCUCCAGCUAAAAUACGUCACACUGUGCGGCCGCAACGCACCCGCGGACAACAAAAGUGGCAAGCACACAUUGUGGAUACUUCAGUUGUAACAGAGCGCUCUCAAAAUCAAACCAACCAAGGGGCUGCUAAUGGCAAAGCUAGCAUAAGCUCUGGUAGCUUGGGCGGUCAGCACUUAAACUCGAUACACAGCUCCUCAAAUGUGGAUAGACAAAGGGAUAUUGAGUAUCAGCAACAGCAACAACCACAGCAACAACCACAGCAGGAACAACCUCAGCAAUACCAGCCUACUGUUCGCCAGCAACAACAACAACAACAACAAUCGACCUAUCGGCCCUUGGAGAUACUAACAACUUCAACGCCAACACAAAGGCCACAUUACAGUAAUCAGCCUGCAUUGAGCUACAACACGGACUACGAUGAUACCGAUGUCAAUGCGCAGAUUGAACAGGACAGUGUAUAUGAUCAUCCCACACGCACCCCGCAAAGGGCAGAGGAAGUGACCAUUCAGACUCUAGAUGGCCGGGCCAUUGCAUCGACAACUUCGAGUCCUGCAGUUACACAUGAUGCACGCAACUACUACGACGCAUUUACCACGGAAAAUAUGAGCUAUGAGGAGCCUGAUUUUAGCUAUUCCAGCUCAGCUGAGUAUGCCCAUAAUUCGCAAGAAGACUACUAUCAUAGUGAGCACGACUCAGAAGCGACUGUGCGUCAAAACAAACCAUCUAAAUCAGUGAACACAGGCGACUAUUAUUUGAUCGCCAAUGAUGUCGCAGAGUCGACAACACAAUUUAAAGUUGGACCAACUAAAAAAUAUACAACGACGCCACCAACGCCAGCCUUAAAGUCGACCUUAAAGUCAUUUCCGGUGACAAGCAGAAGUACAAGCAAAACUACCACAAUAACCACACAAACCACUACAAAGCCCCCCGUGAAAACAACAACACUGCAACCUUCAAGCUACAAAACGCAUGCAAAUAAAAGCAUUAAGCAAAAUGUCAUAAUCAAAUUAAAGACAACCACACCACCACCACCACGUUCCACACAUACACCCAGUUCAACAACCACUACGACCUCGACCACUACAAGUACAACGAUGCCAUCCCCUACCUAUAGUUCCAAUCCCUUUCUCAAAUCCCAGCUUCAAGUACUGGCUAAGUCUCUAGUUAGUGCUGUAAGUGAAAACAUCGAAAACCAAAAAAGCAAUAAUACACAGAAUACCUUGACACAAAACCGACCUACAGUUCCAUUCUAUCAAAUUAGCGAGAAGUGGUUGUUGGUAGGUGACAGUGCAAAUAGUAGUACUCGUGAGCUUCCAGAGACCAUUUAUGACGAAAGCCAGAAUGUGCAAGUGCAAACUGCAGAGAUUCCAACCAGUCGUGCGGUUGAAACAAGCACUUCUCCCAAGUUCCUAGAUUUCAUCAAUGCUGCGGCGUACGGAUCCAGUAACUCAGUCCGGCCUCCAACAGCGAAGCCUAUUAAACCAAUAUACUCUAAAGAGGCCACAUAUUCAAGCAAUAAUUUUGAAACAGACGAACCAAUUUCCGUAGAGCAAAAUCAAAACAAACGUAUACAAAACUUUGUACUCUCCGACAUAAAGCCCCAGAGUUUUAGGGCAAUAGCAAAAAGCAGAGCAGAAUCAUAUCCAGGCGAAUUAUUGGAUAGCUCAAGUACUAGAAGGCCUAACAAUGUUUAUCAAUAUAGCCUACAGAGCGGAUCGCACGGAUUUAGCUUGAAAGCGGAGCAAUCAUUGAAUAAAGAAAAUGAAUCCAUAUAUCAAGUUGACAAUAAUGAACGACUACAAAAGACAGACACAACAACAACUACCACUCCUAAGACAACAACAACUACGACUAUACCAACUCCAACAACCAAACAUUUACCCCCUACACUAGCAUAUACAAAUACCGAGAGCUAUGAGGACAUAGUACCCACAACAUAUGCUCCGUUGCGAGUCUGGCGUAAUGGUCGUCCAACUAUUAAACAGGCCCUGAGUACCAAACAAGCAAUAAUGACCACAGCAAGCGAAAGAGAACUUGCUAGUAUAAUAACCACAAGUAUCCCAACAAAAGCUGCGAUUAUCUCAACGUCAAGCACAGAGCGAGUCACUUCUGGACAAAGUUUUACGGCUCGUGCAAAUCUUUUUAAGGACAACCUUAGUCGUGUAACCAGCAACCCUUCAAUGCGAUUUGUGUCACCUUACAAAAGUCUUGAGAGCCUACUCCAUGAUGAACGAUUACCACAGAACAGUCUCAGAGCGACGACGAGAUCACGUAGUGGAAAUGGAUCGCCACCGUUUCUCCAAACCACGCCGAAGUCAAAUAAAAAUCCACUUUUUAUGAGCUUGCCUCAAAAGAACUCAAGCCAGACAAUUAUUGCUACCUUGACAACCGGAAAUGCACGUAAUUUUAGUAUUAGUGAUGCAAUUCUCAGCACUUUUAGUCCCCAAAAUCCUGUUCCAACAGUCAGUACUGUGGGCCGCGAAGCACCAAUAGCCAGGAGUACUACUCCUACUUCAUCAAUUAAUAUUUCUACUAUAACGGAUACUGUAUUAAAAUCAACAAUUUCCACGUUAGUGACAUCAUCUCCUAUUCAAGUAACUGAAACUCCUGUGCGUCCCCGAGGACGGUCUCGAUACACAGCAGCUACCGUAAACUAUAAUUUAGAUAGCGUUGAUGAGCCAACAACGUAUGCUCCAAAAUUCAAAAUACCCAAAAAUUCGGAUCUAAGAAGCUCAGCACCUAACCCAUAUCCUAGAAGAAAAGUUCAGAGGUCUCGAGUUGCAAACAGCCUGCGACAAACGCAGGGUGGCCCCACAGCGAAGUCUCAAGAGAAGUAUGAAAGCUUCAAAGCGACUCAGCAGGCUAAAGAGGUAGUCAAAAACUAUCAAGCCAUACUAAUUACUUCAGAACCAACGAAUAAACCUAAAAGUAAUCCUAUUGAAAAUGAGACCCAUUAUCAGAACUCACCUCGUGCUGAAGCAUUAAUUGCACAGCGCCCAUUUGAAGCUAAGCAUGGCAAUGAUAUAGAACUAAGCGUCAACACAGAACCAUCGCCUCUUAACAACGAUAUUUCUAGCUCGACGGAAAUUGUGAUUAUUACCGAUCGUCCUCCUGUCAAGUUUCUAUACUCGAAUAAGUAUCGACAGCAAACGGCGGAACGUACACUGGCUGAAAGUCUGCAGAACGCUGGCUAUAUAAAAACAGCAAAUGGUCGCACAAAGUUUCGUACUACUAAUGUAUUGGAACAAUUGCAACAAUUUCUUGCUGCUAGUGACAGUGAUGAAAGUGGAUCACCGCAGUUUGUCGAUGAAAAUGCUGCACCUGAGGUAACUGCUACCAUUGAUGAAAUUAAACAAAUCAACAGCUCAGAGAAAACUUCAGUGCCUAUGAGAUCGACUACGGCAUUGCCUGCACUGCUCCACUCCACUACUCGUGCUCCACAUUUGACAUCAAAACCAUAUCCCUCCAAAUUAUUCUCCCCCUCUUCCACGAUGAUCAUAUUAAGCACAGAACCGACCAUAAGACAACAAUCAAAUAUUAGCACCCCCGAAGUUAGUAGCGCACCUUCUACUCCAACUACAACAACAACCACAACCACAAUUGCCACUUCCUCUGAACCUAUAUUUGCUCCACCUACUCCUACUACACGAGUUUCGAGGGUUAACAAUGCCAUAAAAUCGUCGAUUGCCGCUGCUGCCGCUCAAUCAUCUAGCCCAGGCUCUACCUCCACAGCCUAUCAAAUGCCAGGGGGUAGAGUUAGCAAAUUCCAAUAUGCCAUCGCCCCCAACAAUAACAACAACCAACAUCAAUACAACAACAAUGGCGCUGUCGCUACCGCUGCCGUCUCGGUGAAGUGCUCCGACAGCACACUGAGCGCCAAGUGCAACGAAAUUCCCUCAAGAACCAAUAAUAGAAACCGCGGCAGUACUAUAUACACAAAUCAGGAUCGUGAUGCCGCCGCACCGCCCAACAGAGGAACUCAUCCACCGCGAACGCGUCCGACGCUUAAGCCCUCUGGCACAAUAGUCUCAAAGGCUCAAGAGUUUGUAGACAUUUAUAGAUAUCCAGCAUCAAGACCGGAUCCUAUUUAUCCACAGCCUACGCCAGAUAAAACUGCAGCGAAAUGCCGCAAAGAUGUAUGUCUUUUGCCUGAUUGCUAUUGCGGUGGAAAGGAUAUACCUGGCGGUUUGAAUGUAUCAGUUACACCACAAAUUGUUUUGAUAACGUUUGAUGAUGCCAUCAACACAAUUAACAUUGAGCUAUAUCAAGAGAUAUUCAAUAACAAGUCACGAAAGAAUCCUAAUGGUUGUCCUUGGCGUGGUACUUUCUAUCUAUCACACGAAUGGACCGAUUAUGGCAUGGUACAGGAUAUGUAUUCUGAUGGACAUGAAAUGGCCUCGCACACGGUUUCCCACAGCUUUGGCGAGCAAUUCUCACAAAAGAAAUGGACUCGGGAAAUUGCUGGUCAGCGGGAAAUCUUAGCGGCUUAUGGUGGUGUAAAGCUUUCUGAUGUACGUGGAAUGCGUGCUCCUUUUCUUUCUGUCGGUGGUAACAAAAUGUACAAGAUGUUAUACGAUUCAAACUUUACAUACGACUCAUCAAUGCCGGUAUAUGAGAAUCGACCACCUUCCUGGCCAUAUACUUUGGACUACAAAAUCUUUCAUGAUUGUAUGAUACCACCAUGCCCAACUCGAAGCUAUCCAGGUGUUUGGCAGGUACCCAUGGUUAUGUGGCAAGAUUUGAAUGGUGGACGCUGCUCUAUGGGUGACGCCUGUUCGAAUCCCAGUGAUGCAGAGGGUGUAACAAAAAUGAUCAUGAAGAAUUUUGAACGACAUUAUACCACAAACAGGGCUCCCUUUGGAUUGUUUUACCAUGCCGCUUGGUUUACACAGCCGCAUCACAAAGAAGGUUUCAUUAAAUUUCUCGACAACAUUAAUGCCAUGCAAGACGUUUGGAUCAUAACUAAUUGGCAAGCUCUACAAUGGGUCCGAGACCCAACACCUACAUCACGUAUCAAUUCGUUCCAGCCAUUUCAAUGCGACUACUCGGACCGGCCGAAGCGUUGCAACAAUCCAAAAGUGUGCAACCUCUGGCAUAAAUCAGGCGUACGUUAUAUGAAAACAUGUCAACCCUGUCCCGAUAUCUACCCGUGGACUGGCAAAUCUGGUAUCCGUUCAUCACGCAUUGACAACGAGGUUGAGGAGCCACAACCGUAAAGUCUUAAAUUUUCAGUCUAAUCUGCCCGAUAGCAAAUUCCACGCGUAUAUGAGCAAUUCAUCUAUGCUGACAAAAUUGAAUUGGUACUCAGCACCAUUUUGUUAUUGACAGUAUGCCAAAAUACGGAUUCACUCGUUCUUCAUCUUUAAUACUCGUACACAAUAGCUAAUUAGUUGAAACGCAGCAAUAAAUUGAAUUCGUUUUUUGGAGCAUGUUAUUUAAAAUUAUUUAUUCCCUUAUAUUAUGUGUACAUAUGUGUACUGUAUAUUCCUAUGGUGUAGCUACUUAAAUGGAAUUUCUCUUAAGUAGUUUCAAAACGCAAUAUUAGCUUAAGUUACCUAUGUAAUGUUAGAUGCUAGAUCUAAGAACUAUUGAGAAGUAAAUUAUAUGUUAUGAUAUACAGUUGUAAAAUGUACACACAACAUUAAACCAUUGCCUUUUAGAAUAUUAUAAAUAGUUUGAUAACUUCAUUUGUCAGAAACUCUUAUAAAUUAAUUUUUUGUCAACUUUGGCAGUCACAUUUAUACUAUUUAAAUUUAAGUCCAAUUCACUUCUGAAUUGUGGUGAAGGUAUUAUAAACCAUUAAUUUAUGGGUAUUUAUAUCAACUUUUGAUUUUAUACUUUGCAUACCCACAAAAUAAUAAAUCAACCUUUUCAAAAUUGACCUCUGUACACUCAUCAACUUAGACAUACAUAUGUAUACACACAUAAAUGCAUAUACAUAGCUAAUAUCACAUUCACUACAUUAAUUAAAAUCGCAUAGUAUAACUAUUUGCAUUUUAGCCGAAAACUAGAAAAAUGUAUGAAAGAAAUGUCAACUUAUUUUAUGAACAUAUAUGCAUAUGUACAUACUUAUCAUCAAAUAAUAUUAUUUUUGGCAAUAACUGAAAUCUAUAAAAAACACAAACAUAUUAAAAAAGCAAGCACAUCAACCAAGUCCUCAUAUACCCAGUCUAGCAAUUAGAUUAACAAGUAAGCUAUAUGUGAAUACUGUUACGAAAGUAUUAAGUGGAUUUGUAAUGCUGCAAACUUGAAAAGAGAUAUAAUUAGGUUAAAUGACUUCAUAAUUUAAGAACCUUCAUAUACAAUUUUUGUUUAGCCUAACACAGCGCUAAAAAAUCUAUUUAGCAACGAGUGAAUUGUGUAUUUUGUGCUACCAAUUAUAAAAUAAACGAGUACCAUUAAAUAUGUGUAAUAAAAUAAAA